Molecule: messenger RNA, 477 nt
Organism: Juglans regia (Persian walnut)
Lineage: Eukaryota; Viridiplantae; Streptophyta; Magnoliopsida; Fagales; Juglandaceae
Exons: 1
Coding region: 1-477 (158 amino acids)
Source: RefSeq, a predicted model, not a curated record
AUGCCCCAAUCCAUAACAGACGUUUCAUUGCCAUAUUUCCUUCACUUUGGAGAUCACCCUAGUUCCCUUCUUGUUUCUACUCCUCUUACCUAUGAUAGUCACCUCACAUGGAAGCGUGCCAUGAAGAUGGCUCUCAAUGCCAAAAAGAAACUCGGUUUCAUUAAUGGAUCACUUACCAAACCAACUGACCCUCUCACUAAUGCUCGUCUCUGGGAUUGCUGCAACAACAUGGUACUUUCAUGGCUUCUCAACUCCGUUGAUAAGUCUCUGGUCUCCAGUCUUAUCUACCAUCAAAAUGCUCGUGUUGUUUGGAUUGAUCUUGAAGCUCGUUUCUCUCAAAGUAACAAUUCCAAAAAUUUCAAAUUGAAGCGAGACAUCACCACAUUACGUCAAGAUUCCAUGUCCAUCUCUAAUUACUACACGAUAAUCAUAUCAUAUUGGGAUGAAUUGAACAUGUUACAAUCCAUUCCUCCUUGA